AUGGCAACACGAUUCCAAACCUUUGUCUCUAACCGCCUCCAGAUUAUUCACGAUGCUUCAUCUCCAUCACAAUGGUACCACGUCAGUUCAGAGUUCAAUCCAGCAGACCAUGCAUCACGAGGAAUAAAAUUGGAUGGUUCUAAUGAGGCAGCAAUAACCACAUGGUUCCAUGGUGCAGCAUUUCUAUGGCAAACUGAAUCAGAAUGGCCAGGCCAACCUACUGACCUACCAGAAAUUGACCGUGAUGACAAAGAGCUGAGAAGAAAGGUCCAAGCAACCAUUACCCAGUGCAAUACAAUGGGUACAGAUGUUUGGAGUCAUUUGCUCCAUCAAUACUCCUCUUGGUAUAAAUUACAAGUGAGUGUUGCAUGGCUCAUCUGGUUUAAGAUGUACUUGAGAAGAUCUGCCUUAUUGAAAAUAGGCCCGUUAACAGUUCAUGAACUUUCCAUUGCUACCACUGACAUUUGCAGAAUUGUCCAACAAAGUUCAUUUCCAAGAGAGUUUGCUUCACCGCAAAAGAUUCUGAGUGAGAAACCCGAUUCUGAAGGUUAUGUCAGUCCACUGCGAAAGUUAAACCCUAAAUUAGAAAAUGGAGUCCUACACGUCGGAGGACGACUAGUGAACGCACCCAUUAGUCAGCAAGCUAGACAUCCAAUUAUAUUACCUCGCAAUCAUCAUGUGACUGAGUUGAUCGUUCAACAUUACCAUGAACAACAAGGACAUGUUGGCCCAAACCAAGUGUUAUCAGAGAUACGACAGAAGUUCUGGAUUGUUCAUGGACUAGCUACUGUAAAGCGUGUGAUUGGUAGGUAUAUUAAGUGUCGUCGAUGGAAUGCACAACCCGGGAAUCAAAAAAUGGCUCCACUUCCUGCAGCUAGAGUGACACCAGGUGAGCCACCAUUCUCCCAUGUCGGGAUAGAUUAUUUUGGACCACUGUAUGUUAAGUACAGAAGAGGUACCAUUAAACGAUAUGGAUGCGUGUUCACCUGCCUGGCCAUUCGGGCUGUUCAUAUCGAAGUGGCCCAUGAUUUAUCCACAGAUUCCUUUAUACAAUCUGUGUGGAGAUUUAUUAGUCGGCGUGGACCACCUACACAUCUCUACAGUGAUAAUGGUACCAAUUUCCGGGGAGCCGAGACUGAGCUGAAACAGAUGCUUGAUAAAUGGAACCAAGCUUUUAUUAACGGUAAACUUAGCAGAAGAAAUAUUCAAUGGCAUUUUAAUCCACCAGCAGCAAGUCAUGCAGGUGGAGUCUGGGAACGGAUGAUUCGUUCGAUAAGAAAGAUUCUUCGAUCUUUAUUAGGGAACAGGUUAGUGGAUGAUGAAACGCUACUCACUUUCACUACAGAAGUGGAGAAGAUUCUUAAUAAUCGACCACUAACACAUUUAUCUGAUGAUCCAGAUGAUCUUGAACCACUCACACCAAACCAUUUACUUUUGCUACGCCCAAAUCCUUGUACGUCGGUGAGUGAAAUCAUAGAAGAAAAUGGUCAUCACAGAAGAAGAACCGAAACUCAACAUCUUGCAACUGAGUUUUGGAAACGGUGGGUACGUGAGUACUUGCCAACUCUACAAGAAAGGCAGAAAUGGUGCAGGCCGAAAAGGAACCUAUCCAUUGGUGAUUUGGUACUUGUUGUCAAUGAAAAUAUUCCUCGAGGUGAAUGGCCUUUGGGAAAAGUCGAACAGACCUUUGCUGAUCGAUUUGGUACAACUCGUCAUGUUCUUGUGAAGACUUCCACUGGAUGUUUACGGAGAGAUGUGCGCAAGCUCUGUUUAUUGGAAGGCAACAUGGAUCACAAGACUGUGAUGGAAAGACAAGAUGGAGUAACUAGAGCAGCAGAGAUCGGUGCAGAAGACACCAAGGAAAUACAUGAACAAGUAGAUGGAUGUGAUCAUUCGAUGCCACGUCGUAGUAAAAGCCUACAUCACAAGAAGAAAAUAGAACAAUGA
Messenger RNA from Saccoglossus kowalevskii, 1947 nucleotides. RefSeq lists its product as uncharacterized. Gene Ontology annotation, biological process: DNA integration. The record is from RefSeq and is a predicted model, not a curated record. Gene Ontology annotation, molecular function: nucleic acid binding. Lineage: Eukaryota; Metazoa; Hemichordata; Enteropneusta; Harrimaniidae.